AUGGUGCUAUCACAAAGGGAUGCGUCGGUUCAGGGGCCCUGGUCGACCAAAGAUAUAAUCUACCUCUCAAUCGUUGGCCCCUUGAUGCUUGCAGCCCUGUUCGAAUGGGUUCUCUGGCUUAGUGCCUUCAUCUACUGUCUGGUCAAAGUGUGGAUGAAAGCAGACCAUUGGAGUAUAAGAGUUCUUGCCGUGAUGAUGAUGCUCUUGUUCACAGUGAUACGGCUGGCAUUCCUUCCAGUCAUGCUCGUGACACUCCCAUUGCCGCCACAGAUCACGGUUGACUUACCCCACGAAAUGGUGCAUGGAUUUCAAGUGUUCGCAUUCUGGGCCUUUUCUGUUCUUCUGAUCGGUCCAUGGCUAUUUUGUGUUUACGGACUCACCACGAAUUCGCUGGGAAGAAAAAAGAGGAUCAAACGAGUGCUCGAUGAUCGGACGGCCCCGAAGACUGUGGUUGUGAUGCCAGUAUACAAGGAGGAACCAAGCAUCUUGAUUAAAGCCAUCAACUCCGUAGUUGACUGCGACUACCCUGCAAAUUGCAUCCAUGUCUUUCUUUCAUAUGAUGGUGGCAAGGUGGACGAGCCGUAUCUCCGUGUCCUCGACCAUCUCGGUAUUCCUAUCUCACUGGAGAGUUAUCCUCAGAGAAUUGACUGCAUUUACAAAGGUGCACGGAUCACGGUGUCUCGCUUCAAACAUGGCGGUAAAAGACACUGCCAAAAACAUACUUUCAAGCUCAUCGACAAGGUUUAUGCUGAGUACCUGAAGAGACAUGACAACCUGUUCGUUCUCUUCAUCGAUUCCGACUGCAUACUUGAUCGAGUCUGUCUGCAGAACUUCAUGUAUGACAUGGAACUUAAGCCAGGGAGCAAGCACAAUAUGCUUGCAAUGACGGGUAUCAUUACCUCGACAACGGAGAAAAACAGCCUGCUGACCAUUCUUCAAGACAUGGAAUACGUCCAUGGGCAGCUUUUUGAACGAUCCGUUGAGUCUGGCUGUGGUGCGGUGACUUGCCUCCCUGGAGCUCUGACUAUUUUACGGUUCUCAGCUUUCCGCAAGAUGGCCAAGUAUUACUUCUCGGACAAGGCUGAGCAAUGCGACGAUCUCUUCGACUAUGGAAAAUGUCAUCUCGGGGAAGACCGAUGGCUCACUCACCUGUUCAUGAUUGGCGCCACGGAGCGGUAUCAGAUCCAGCUAUGUAUGAGCGCCUUCUGCAAGACCGAAGCCGUCCAGACCUUCAGUACUCUCUUGAAGCAACGCCGACGAUGGUUUUUAGGUUUUAUUACCAACGAGGUUUGCAUGAUCACUGAUGCCCGGCUCUGGAAGCGCUACCCCCUUCUGUGUCUAGUUCGAUUCAUGCAGAACACGAUCCGAACGACCGCACUGCUCUUUUUCAUCAUGAUCAUCGCACUGCUUACAACCUCAAAGAAGGUCGAUGAUCUCCCCGUGGGAUUCAUGGGGGUCUCCUUGGGGCUGAAUUAUUUGCUCAUGCUUUACUUUGGCCUCCGUCUCGGACGCUAUAAAGCCUGGCUUUACCCGAUGAUGUUCGUUGUGAACCCGUUCUUCAACUGGAUUUACAUGGUCUAUGGUAUUUUCACAGCUGGUCAGCGAACUUGGGGUGGACCACGAGCCGAUGCUGCCACUGCUGAUGACCAUACCACGCCGGGGGAAGCAGUUGAACGGGCAAAAGAGCAGGGUGAUGAGUUCAAUGUGAACGUGAAUACAUUCCGCACCAGCCUUGUGCGUCGGGGAUCCGUCCCCAUCCGCCCAUCGGAGAGGGUGGAAGGCCGAUUUGCACCUGCCAAGCAGCUACUUGAUGGAUUUUAUGUCAACACAACCAGCCAUGGGCCUGCACUCGCACGAAUGGUCAACGCGAUGGAAAAUCCAGGCAAUCUCCAGUACCAAUUACCUCCUCUAUUUUCCCAUUCAACUGAUUCUAUCAGUGCAUCAUCGGACUGCGGCUCUAGCUCGAUUGCCACUCCACAAAACGUGGAAAACCUCCUGAUGAGUGAAGAAGACCAAAAGAAACUUUAUUAUGCCCGCCAAGGUCGGGCAUCGGGCUCGGUGAACCUCGAUGGCCACUAUUUGGAGAACCACUUUAAUGGAGUUGCCCAGCCUAUUUCCGAGCGUGACCUGGGGCUCACCCACCCACCAGGAUCAUACCAGAGUCGCUUUGGUCCAGUCCCAGAGCCGUAA
Molecule: messenger RNA, 2190 nt
Organism: Penicillium concentricum
Lineage: Eukaryota; Fungi; Ascomycota; Eurotiomycetes; Eurotiales; Aspergillaceae
Gene: chsD
Product: chitin synthase D
Exons: 3
Coding region: 1-2190 (729 amino acids)
Cellular component (GO): cell periphery; cell septum
Molecular function (GO): chitin synthase activity
Source: RefSeq, a predicted model, not a curated record